AUGACGAAGAGUUUGAUCAUUGAAAGGGAAACAAAGCUAAUCUCUGAUACAUCUACACAGGAAAAUAGUACUGAAACUACGAAAUAUGAUGAUAAUAGCUUACCAAUAAAUGCAAUCCUCGUCAAUGGUCACAAAUAUCGCAAAGAAAUCCUUCUCCAAUUCUCAGAUGACUAUUCAACAUACAGAGUGCGUGACGAUAUUCGUCGAGAAUUCACUUUGAAAGUGUUCAAUCACCCAGAAUCUAAAGAAUUUAUAGAAACAAUGAAGAAACUUAGAGGAAAACAAUGUGUAGCCUCUAUUGUUGAAUAUGAAAUUUUACAAGAUAAAAUUUUGAUAAUUUUUGAAUCAGGAAAACCAAUAAAAACACAAGAUAUACAGAAAAACUUGAUCAAAAGAAGACUUAGACAAGUAAUUACUGCAGCUGGAUCAAUUGCUGAAGCGAAUUUAAAUUUUUCAAAUUUACAUUUAAACGAUUUCAUAGAUACAAACGGUGGAUUUAGAUUGAUCCAUUUCGAAUCCACAUACCAGACUCCACCUGACCCAAGUAUUACAACAUUUGCGCCAUUAGUCCCUAUUCUGACAGAAAUUCUUGAAGGAAAGAAAGCAGAUUUGGAUUCUGAAGACAUCUCUAGUAUACAAAAAUCUAUUACGCUUGCUGGAAAAACGGAAAUACAGAAUUUAAAACAAUUAUUAAACUCAGAUACGAUGCGUGAUGGAUUUAGAGUUGUUAUCAACAAAGGAAACAGAUCUGCAACACCAGAUCCUCAUAAUUUGGUUCCUUUCAAGCGAAGAAGACAUCGACAAGUUAUAUUAGAUUAUGAAGAUGAAGAAGAACCUAUUUUAAUCAAGAGAAUAGAACCUGGUGAUGUUCCAUCAUUUACAUAUCUGAUUUUCUUAUCUCUUGGCGUGAUUUUUUCGUUAAUUGAAUCAAUUUAUAUUAAAUUAACAAUUAAGUUAUCAUAUAGCUUCACCUAUUUGAUGGCAAGAACAUCUCUUUUUAUAUGUGCCGUUUGCGGUGCAAUUCUCGCUCUGACGCUUAAAAACUACUCAGUAGAAAAUCCUCCAAUAUCAUUGACCUCUAAACUGAAAAAGUGGUGUCUAUUUCUGAACGGAUAUGUCAUCGUGAUGAUUGGCAUAAAAUCUCUUGAAUUUAAUUAUGAAAUCAUAACAUCAGCAGGAGCUUUCGUUUUGAUGGUUUGGCUACUGUCGUCAUUUAUUAUUGCAUAG
This is a messenger RNA of Trichomonas vaginalis G3, 1227 nucleotides long. RefSeq lists its product as uncharacterized. The transcript has a single exon. The coding region runs from base 1 to 1227 and encodes 408 amino acids. NCBI's taxonomy places the organism in Eukaryota, Parabasalia, Trichomonadida, Trichomonadidae. The record is from RefSeq and is a predicted model, not a curated record.